This is a messenger RNA of Oryza brachyantha (malo sina), 847 nucleotides long. Its product is annotated as protein MHF1 homolog. The transcript is spliced from 4 exons. Gene Ontology annotation, biological process: resolution of meiotic recombination intermediates; replication fork processing. The record is from RefSeq and is a predicted model, not a curated record. The coding region runs from base 57 to 485 and encodes 142 amino acids. Lineage: Eukaryota; Viridiplantae; Streptophyta; Magnoliopsida; Poales; Poaceae. Gene Ontology annotation, cellular component: Fanconi anaemia nuclear complex; FANCM-MHF complex. Gene Ontology annotation, molecular function: chromatin binding; protein heterodimerization activity.
UUGUUAUUUCCACAUAAACCCAAGAAAAGAGAGAGAGACCCGAGCUGGGUUCGGCCAUGGACGCGGACAUGGAAACCCUCGCCGAUGGCGCGGACCUCCUCGCCGGCGACGGCGGGGAGGCCGAGAGGCUGGAGGCGGAGGCGCAGGCCGACCUCCUCCGCGACCGCCUCCGCCUCGCCGUCAUCAAGAUCGCCACCUCCGAAGGCAGGAAGGCGGGAAUGGAGGUCGCCGACCCCGUCGUCGCCUGCAUCGCCGAUCUGGCCUACAAGAGCGUAGAGCAGCUGGCUAAGGAUGUUGAGUUGUUUGCACAACAUGCUGGUCGUAAAUCCAUCAAGAUGGAAGAUGUUAUCUUGACAGCGCAUAGAAAUGAGCAUCUUAUGGGCCUUCUGCGGACAUUUUCUCAACAACUGAAGGGCAAGGAGCCUUCCAGCGAGAGGAAGAGAAAGAAAUCUUCCAAGAAAGAUGAUAACAUGAUGCAAAUCUGAUAUAAGCAAUGAGAUAGAUCUUCUGUCUCCCAUUGAACAAAGGGGUAGGUCCAAGAAGGAAACUUUGCAAGAACUUAGGCUGCCAAGCUAAUCCUGUUCUUCACACGUUUAGUUGUGGUAAUGUGCGGUGUGAAACAGUGUUGUCUCAGUAAAAUGGAGAUCCUUCACAUCUACUGAUUUCACUGAGGCUGUUGUGUCAAGUACUAGUAAAUGGCAAAUUCAGAGUUUGGUUCUUGCACGGGAUCAUGUGCUGUCACUCUUCUUGAUAACCCUGUGCCUUCCUGCUGAUGUUAGCUCAACUGAAAUGUGCAAGAGCAUCAGUGAAAAUACAGAAAAGAAAGGCAACUUUGAAAGUAGUAAAA